AUGGCGCUGCUGAAAGUCAAGUUUGACCAGAAGAAGCGGGUCAAAUUGGCCCAAGGGCUCUGGCUGAUGAACUGGCUCUCUGUGUUGGCGGGUGUCGUCAUCUUCAGCCUAGGACUGUUCCUGAAGAUUGAACUCCGGAAGAGGAGCGAAGUGAUGAAUAAUUCCGAGAGCCAUUUUGUGCCCAACUCCUUGAUAGGGGUGGGGGUGCUGUCCUGUGUCUUCAACUCUCUGGCUGGCAAGAUCUGCUACGACGCCCUGGACCCUGCCAAGUAUGCCAAGUGGAAGCCCUGGCUGAAGUCGUACCUGGCUGUCUGCGUCCUCUUCAACAUUGUCCUCCUCCUGGUGGCCCUCUGCUGCUUCCUCCUGCGGGGCUCACUGGAGAGCACCCUGGCCCACGGGCUCAAGAAUGGCAUGAAAUAUUACAGGGACACAGACACGCCUGGCAGGUGUUUCAUGAAGAAGACCAUUGACAUGCUGCAGAUCGAGUUCAAAUGCUGUGGCAACAAUGGCUUUCGGGACUGGUUUGAGAUUCAGUGGAUCAGCAACCGCUACCUGGACUUUUCCUCCAAAGAAGUCAAAGAUCGCAUCAAGAGCAACGUGGAUGGGCGGUACCUGGUGGAUGGCGUCCCCUUCAGCUGCUGCAACCCCAGCUCGCCACGGCCCUGCAUCCAGUACCAGCUCACCAACAACUCGGCACACUACAGCUACGACCACCAGACGGAGGAGCUCAACCUGUGGGUGCACGGCUGCAGGGCCGCCCUGCUGGGCUACUACAGCAGCCUGAUGAACUCCAUGGGCGCCUUCACGCUCCUCGUCUGGCUCUUCGAGGUGACCAUCACGGUCGGGUUGCGCUACCUGCACACGGCGCUGGAAGGCGUGUCCAACCCGGAAGACCCCGAGUGCGAGAGUGAGGGCUGGCUUCUGGAAAAGAGCGUGCCGGAGACCUGGAAGGCCUUUCUGGAGAGCUUGAAAAAGCUGGGCAAGAGUAACCAGGUGGAUGCCCAGGGCGCAGACGCAGGCCAGGCCCCAGAGGCUGGCUGA
Messenger RNA from Equus quagga, 1041 nucleotides. It is a transcript of the gene PRPH2, whose product is annotated as peripherin 2. The coding region runs from base 1 to 1041 and encodes 346 amino acids. Gene Ontology annotation, biological process: visual perception. The transcript is spliced from 3 exons. NCBI's taxonomy places the organism in Eukaryota, Metazoa, Chordata, Mammalia, Perissodactyla, Equidae. The record is from RefSeq and is a predicted model, not a curated record. Gene Ontology annotation, cellular component: membrane.